Molecule: messenger RNA, 272 nt
Organism: Dentiscutata erythropus
Lineage: Eukaryota; Fungi; Glomeromycota; Glomeromycetes; Diversisporales; Gigasporaceae
Source: the annotation of a GenBank genome assembly
CUUCACGAAAUUCGGAAACUGGUUUUAAUAUAUUUAGUAUUGGUGAAAAUGAACCACAGGAGUAUAGUGAAACAAAUGAAUCAAAAAGAGGUCGACCAGAUGAUAUGCACAUGCAUCUUGCUCGACAAUGUUUAAAUGUUUCUGACGAAAUUAAAUAUUUUUGGAGAGAUUUUAUUGCUGAAGAAAAAACUUCAAUACGAAAAAAAACAAAACAUAAUCAAUCUGAUAUUACAAUUCAUUUUUCAAAAGUUGAACCACUUUCUGAAACACGA